Thalassophryne amazonica is the source of this 2079-nucleotide messenger RNA. RefSeq names its product katanin p60 subunit A-like 2 (gene katnal2). The record is from RefSeq and is a predicted model, not a curated record. Bases 7 to 1431 code for a protein of 474 amino acids. Gene Ontology annotation, molecular function: protein binding; ATP hydrolysis activity; ATP binding. The transcript has 16 exons. NCBI's taxonomy places the organism in Eukaryota, Metazoa, Chordata, Actinopteri, Batrachoidiformes, Batrachoididae.
CAGUCGAUGAAAAUUUCUCAUCAGAUCCGCGAGGCGGACGAGCUGAGGACUGAGACAAGGAGGAAGAGCCUCCUCAUCCUCAUCUACCACCACCUACAAACACUAGGCUAUAUGGAUGCCGCCGUGGCUUUGGACCAGGAGACAAAUGGAGGUGUGAGGAAGUUUGAGUGGAGAGUAGAGCUGGAAGAGUGCUGGAAUGAAGAGGACUCCGUGUUCCACUGUGAAAACAUCUUCCGAAAAUCAGUCUGCCUCAAGCAUCACAGAGUGGAGGCGGAGCAAAGCGGGCCAACGCCAAGGCAGAGAGCGGAUCCACUGUGUGUCCGGAGGUUUUCAGAGUUUGGUCUCAUGUUUUGUCUGCUGUUAGAAGUGGAUCGGUGGGGAGACGGAACCAUCAACAGGAAGGGUCAGCUGACUGACUGCCGAGGUUUGAUCCAAGGGACCAGCUGUGAAUCAGAACACAUGGAGCGGCUGCUGAAACCUCUGAGUGGGUUCUCUGGGUUGGACAGUGAGAUGAGGGAAUUGGCUGCGGUCAUCAGCAGGGACAUCUAUUUGCACAGCCCCAAUGUCCGCUGGGAGGACAUCAUCGGCCUGGGAGACGCCAAGCGAUUAGUCAAAGAGGCCGUCGUCUAUCCCAUUAAGUAUCCACAGCUGUUUACAGGCAUCCUGUCUCCGUGGAAAGGUCUGCUCCUGUACGGUCCUCCAGGAACAGGUAAGACGCUGCUGGCCAAGGCCGUGGCCACAGAGUGCAAGACAACCUUCUUCAACAUCUCAGCCUCCAGCAUCGUCAGCAAGUGGAGAGGAGACUCUGAGAAACUGGUCAGGGUCCUAUUUGAGCUGGCCAGGUACCAUGCCCCAUCCACCAUCUUCUUGGAUGAGCUGGAGUCCGUGAUGGGCCAGAGAGGAACCAGCCCAGGUGGGGAGCACGAGGGCAGUCGCAGGAUGAAGACAGAGCUGCUGGUUCAGAUGGACGGACUGUCAAGAUCCGAUGACCUGGUGUUCGUGUUGGCUGCUUCCAAUCUGCCGUGGGAACUGGACCACGCUAUGCUGAGGAGGCUAGAGAAGAGGAUUCUGGUUGGUCUUCCUUCCCUGCCCGCUCGCCAAGCGAUGAUCUCUCAUUGGCUGCCAUCUCAUAGUACCACAGGAGGGGUGGAGCUACAAACAGAGCUGGACUACGAAACCCUGGCGAAGGCGAUGGACGGUUACUCUGGUUCUGAUGUCAGGCUUGUGUGUAAGGAAGCCGCCAUGAGGCCAGUCCGCAAGAUCUUUGAUGUUCUGGAGUCACAUAGUGAUGCACACGCCGUCAUGUCCGCCAUUCGGUUGCAACCCGUGACCACUGUCGACUUCCUGGAGGUGAUCGCUCACACCAAACCAUCGGCCCGAAACCUGAUAGACAGAUACACCGCCUGGGAGACAGAGUACGAGUCUGUCUGACACAUAAACACCGACUGCAACCAAAAAGGUUCUGGACUGGAACACUGCAGCUCAGGUGAUACAAGGCACUGACCAAAGGGUUGCUGGUUUGAUUCCUCCAGGGAAGUACUGCAGAUGGAAGCUGCUGCUAAAUGGAUAAAUAACAUAAUGUUUAUAAUGUCCUGGAAUCGUACUCACAUUUUGAACAUUUUUGACAAAUUACAGAGUUUGAACAGAGUGGGCACAGCUAAAGUUGGGUAAGAAAUCCAUUGAAUAAACUCAGUAACUGGUUAACAGGUUGAUAUUAUCCAGUGACGACCAUUAGAAUCUACUGUUUACAAACAAGCUUGUUUUUCAGCCUGUUAAUUUGUCAACAUAACUAGAAACUAGCCUACAUUUACUUGAAGGGAACAUUUGUCAUUUCCAGUCUUGUAUUAAAAUUAAUAUGAACAAUAUCAGUGUGUCUUUGGAACAGAGAAGUCAUAGACAAUGUGUUAAAAUCUACAGUAGUUACUGUAUUAUAAAUGAGCUUUGUUUCUGUGAUCAGACACCGUGAAGAUAACAGUGCAUUAGCGUGCACAAGGUUCAAAUGUCAUGCUGCAUUCAAUAGGAACUGGGAAAAUAACAUGACGAUGAAUCAUCGGCAGACCAACUAAAAAUGAAAUUACA